Messenger RNA from Amphiprion ocellaris (clown anemonefish), 515 nucleotides. RefSeq names its product ribosomal protein S27, isoform 1 (gene rps27.1). Lineage: Eukaryota; Metazoa; Chordata; Actinopteri; Pomacentridae. Gene Ontology annotation, cellular component: cytosolic small ribosomal subunit; ribosome. Gene Ontology annotation, molecular function: structural constituent of ribosome; RNA binding. Bases 55 to 309 code for a protein of 84 amino acids. Gene Ontology annotation, biological process: translation; ribosomal small subunit assembly. The transcript is spliced from 4 exons. The record is from RefSeq and is a predicted model, not a curated record.
GGCCGCAGCUUCCGGUAAAGCCUCCUUUUCGGCAGCGGCUCUUUCCUCGCCAACAUGCCACUCGCAAAAGACUUGUUGCACCCAUCCCCUGAGGAGGAGAAGAGGAGGCACAAGAAGAAGCGUCUUGUUCAGAGUCCCAACUCUUAUUUUAUGGAUGUCAAAUGUCCAGGAUGCUACAAGAUCACGACGGUGUUCAGCCACGCUCAGACGGUCGUGCUGUGUGUGGGCUGUUCCACAGUCCUGUGUCAGCCCACUGGAGGCAAAGCACGUCUCACAGAGGGGUGCUCAUUCAGGAGGAAGCAGCACUAGCUGUCUUCCCCGGAGCUGAAGGGGGAGAGGAGGGGAUGGACCGGUUGAUAUCAGCGUCUCCAGACCCAGCGGUCUGAUCUGAAAACGAGACCUGAAGACCGACUGGGCAGCAGAUGGAUUUCCACUGUUCACGUCGACACAUCGGUUGUUGCUGUAACUCCACCCUCCAACCCUGUCUCUCUUAAUAAAAUAUUGUUUUGGCUAAA